UCCCUUCCCCUCAUCUCUCUAUUCCCUUACACAGUUGACCAUCGGCUUUUAGUCGGGGAUCGAGAGGCGCUGGUGUUCCUUCCUCUCGAGCUGAAGUGAAAUCCUCCCUUAGGACAAUUUAUUUUCAUCAGCUAUUCAUGGAUAACGAGUGAUUGACUGAUAACAGUGACAAAAGUGAUGGUUUAAAAAAAUAUAUUCCAGUGCCUGAGGUGUCGAGAGGGAUGAAAUUGAGUGAAUAAUUCAAAUGAAAAUUCACCGCCAUCUUCCAGCUGACGAAGGACUCGUUUUCCCGAAUAAUAUUGGCAUCAAUCCUCCCCUGACUCCUGCUGUCAUCCCCAAGGACUCGAGGAUUCAUCACGACAAAUCCUGGAGAUGGAAAAACCACGUAAACAUUCCCCUGGCAUUUAAUUAGUUUAUCAAGUUGAGAGAAAAAAAAAAUGUGCUAACGGGGUAAUUUAUUUUUCACGAGUGACUCUGAAGGGGUUGAGAGGGAACUUCUUGCAUGAGUGUUUGAAGCACCUUCCCCCCUACCCCCUCAUUAAAUAACACUGGAGGACGAUGUGGUUUAUUCGUCAUGUGACAGUGCAAGUUGUGUGUAAAUUGUGUGAGUUUAUUAUUAACAAUUGCAAUGGCAUUAAUGUGCAUUUUUGUGGGGGGUACAGUGUGUGGGGUAUGGACAAACGGUGAUUGAUCGUUCGAGCUUAAAUAUAGGGGGGGUGGGGGGGAGGAGAAGGGGGGCAGGGUUUGGAUCAAUUUUAUUGACAUAAAUCACGAGGGAAAAAGCAUAUUCGAGGAUUUUUUUUGUUCAUGACUGAUGGACGGUUUUGGGAUUCCAUCGACAGGAUUAUAAAUCAAGGAUAAUGAUCAUACGGAAGCCGGGGUGAUUGCGACCGGAUGUCGAUCCAUAAGAGUGAACAAUGGGCCGAUUGCGAGGUGCCCUGACGAUACCUCGCGUGACACACCCCAUCGGUAUCACAGCCAGCCACAAAAUACCAUUGAAAUAAUCACAAUUGGAUCGACCACAGGUAUCGAGUGCCAUAAAUCAGGGUACCAGCCUUUUUAUGAAGAAAAUCAUCCCCCACAAUCGCACUACCAAUGCCAAAGGUGCUAUUAAAAAUCCAGAAGAUCGGGAAAAAAAUCCAAAAACACCAAAAAUCAACCCUCUAGUAUGACGGUGAUGCUGCUGCAACGUUUUGCCGCGCCCCACGCUAAAAAAACAUUAACAAACUCAUGCGAAUACGAAGUGAGUAAUUGCCAAAAAUUGAGCAAUCAAUUGACACUGGUAAUAGACAACAAUACGAGUGAGCACAUCAUAAAGGAGAGUGUCGAUACUAUUAUUGACAACUGCUAUUGCAACAAUAACAAUAAAACAAACAACAGUAGUUACACUGACAAAGAGAAGAUAAUAAACGCAACCAACAGCUGCAAGAACGAACAAUUUCGUAGCAGCGGUGGUUGCUGUCACAAUCAAGGUCUAUCAAACAUCAAUAACAAUAACAGUGAAGCUACUGAGAGUGACGAAUUACUGGGAAGAAAUAGAAAUCCUGGUAGACAAGAGACUAUAACAUCGCGUACAACAACAGCUACCACGGGUACAACGUGUACCCAAUUGACAUCGGCGUCACAAAGCCGAUACUGUAGUCAAGGUGUCGUGAUGCGAUAUUAUCGAUUAUGGAUAUAUGCCUGUAACAUAGUGCUGCUUGGAAGUGCACUUGGCUUUGCCGCUGUUGUAUCACGUACACUGUUGUUCUCGGGUGAUCCGAGACGUUAUUUGGUACCAGGUGUACCAAGAGCAUGGGAUCCAACAGCAUUGUAUGCCUAUCUUGCAUUGGCAACUCAACUUGGUCUUGUCCAACUGCUCGGUUGCAUAGCAGCAAGACGACUAAGUGCCAAGUUACUCAAUGCUUACUGGUAUCUGCUGUUGGCACUGCUCUUUGGUGAUGCCAUUAUUGGUGUUGCAUGGGUAUUCAGAUUUGAGAGAAUGAGAGCUGAAAUGAGACCAGUGCUGAGGCUCAAACUCCAAAGGGAUUACGGUAGGGAGGGUAGAUUCAGUGAUAAUUGGGACAGAUUGCAGAGAGACUUUUCCUGCUGUGGUGUCACUGGUCCCAGUGAUUUUGACAGUAAAAUCAUACCAGACAGUUGCUGCAAUUCUGCUGUGUUAAGUAGUGAUAGUGUUGGUGGAGUUAAUGAUACUGUUGGAUGCAAUCAACCAUUCAACAAUGGAUGUGAAGAGUUUCUCAUGCAGUGGUUGAGAAAAACUGCUGAUUUACUAUUUGUCCUUGGUUUUUGUGUUAUAGCUUUUGCCAAGUUGUGCUUCCUCGGUAUCCUGAGGUAUGAAAUUAGGGAGAUGAUACAGAAAAUACGAUUGCUGAGGGCACCACCGCCAAUGGCAUCGGCUGCUUAUAUACAGUCAUUUUGUCAGCCAGCAGCUAUGCCAACUGCCGUUACAACGACAACAGCUAGUGGUUCAUCUUGUACAGCAACGGCAACGUUAGCUGGUAGUGAUGCCAGUGGAAAGGGGAUUAUGAACUACGUUGGACCCAGACGUACGACACUGCCCAUUGUCGUUUCAUCAUCCACCAUCACAAAUAAUCCAUCGAGUUUCGGCAACAAUGUACCCCUACUUCCACAACAGUUGGACCAGGACUACGGUGUUAAGCAUCCCCUAUUAUUCACGAGUAAUCUACAACAGGACACUGGUACUGACAGUGAUACUAAUAGUCACUCUGCACUUAUCCUCGAGGAAACGACACCAACAUCGACAGCCCACCGCAAUUGCAGCUCAGCCAAGGAGAAGAGCAAUGGUAAUAACAAUUAUGAGAUGAAGGAGUUUAAUCAUCGUUAUUUAAUGUCAAAUGGUGGUAGUCCACCGACGGGAAUAACUAUUGUAGGGCAAAACAGAAGGACCUGACUAUGGAAGUGGUGGCGACAAACGUCGAAUUGUUUUUUAUACAGAAAUAAUAGACCAGUCGAGCUUGAUGCAUUAUACAAGUAGCCAGAGUUAUCGAGAUUAUUGGUUUAAUAUUUUUUUUGUUGAUCAUUUUACAUGUCCGGGGAAUUAAUUGCGAGAAGUUCGCUGAGGGGAAUGAUUUAGAAGGGGAGGACUAUGAUUGGCAUAAAUCUGGAUUUUUUAUUGGAUUUAUUUCUCGUAAUUAUCGUAAUAAUGGCAAACGGUUGAAUUUGAACAAUUAUUCAUAGAGAUUAAUUGAAGAUUCGGUGAAUGAUAUGAAGCGAAUGUUCUAUUCAUUUGGUGACAUCAAAUAUUUCAUUAUUAAUUGAAAAAUUGUCCCCUCAAUUCCUCCCAAAAAUUAAUUAAACUCGACUCGCGCUCGAAUUAAUUCUCUUGGGUAUCAAUUCACCCCAUGAACUAAAAAUAUAUUAAAAUAACGUCUAGUCGAGGGUUGCGUGACAAAGGCUGAAACGUGUCGAGUUGUUUUUGAGUAUCAGAACGUAUGAAAAACAUAACGAAAAAAAAUCUAUUCGCUCCUGUUCAAUUUCCUCAACACUUCCCCGACAUUUCCUCAACUCUAUUUACCCAAAAUCUUCAGUUACAUCAUGAAAACACUGGAAUAAUUACUAAGAAAUCACGUUACUGCCAGUACUCGAUGAGAAGUUUGCGUUCAGCAUAAACGACCAAGAAAUGACAUUAAAAGAGAUAAAAACAAUUACAGGGGAGUGAAUAAAUGCGGAAUUGUGGGAGAGAAUUUAGGAGUCAGGUUGAACGUGAAUGUUACGUGAGUGGAGAUCCCCGAGCAUUAACGUAAUUGCCCUCGUCCGAAUUAAUUUAGCAUAUAGACUUAACAACAGAAAUAUGUUGGGAGGGAAAUGGGGGGGGGACGAGAAAAACGUUUUCGAGAGGAGUCUGCGGACCAGUUGGAGGCCUUUACUGUCGUGGAUGAAACACUGGUUGUCAUUGAAAUGUUGAUACAGUACAUACGUCUUGCAUAAACACCACGACUGACACGAAAAAAAAAUUUACUCAAUUUAUUUGAGCUCCAUUAGAGUCUUCACACCUGUUUAAUUAUUAAAUUAUUUCUGCAGUGAAUGAGUUUCUGGGAAAACGGUGGAAUAUUGUUGUUUUAAUUUUUUAAAACCAUAGGAAAAGCCAAGAGACAUUUUUCGUUUGGACGUUCACUGAUAUUUUCUUGAUAAACCUAAAAUUGGAAUCAAGUUUAACGACUCCCCUCCGAAAUUCUCCCCCAUUUUCCAUUCUCUCGUCUCUAUAUUUUCUCGGGACAUUGACGAACGUGACUGUUUUAUUUUCGUCACUCUAUUUGCACCAUUACUUCAUAAUUACUGUCCAACUGACACGCAUAUCGCUCGCUGUGUACAAAAUUAACUCAAAACUGAGAAGGAAUAACAAUGAAAGACAUUUUUUUGGAAGAAAUUAUCGAUUUCGCGUGGAUCAAAGAUAGUGAUCACUAUGUUCAUUAAAAAAAUUACGGAAUAAUGAAAUAAAUUGAGUAACAACGUACAAAAUGCGUCCGAAUGUAAACAGUAACUAUUUCCAACGUCAGGUAAUUGAGAAAAAGCAAUUGGAGAAACCAAAAAGUGUAUUCCGAGAGAAAAAUAACUCAUCACGCACGAGAAAAAUUGAUUGAAAAGCAAAUCCGAUAGAAAUUUUUUCCAUUAAAUAUUUUCACUUCAAGAACUUCGCAAGAAUUACCCAGAUUUUUUUAAAUAAAUUUUUUUCGUACGUGAUUUGUUCUCAUGUUUGUUAUCAGCUCAGUUUAUUUAACCAUUUUUUUGAAAACUCCUUCUCAACGUGAAUAAUCUAAGAACGGAACAAAUAAUAUUUUGUCAUAACGACAUGACGAGUGUAACACCAUUAGAACAAACAAAUUAUCAAGAAUUAGUGAAGAACUGCUCCGAUACGUAAAAACGAACUAAUUGAGAUGAAAUUCGAGACUUUAACGAUAAUAAAAAAUUAGGAUGUUUGUAAUUUAAUUGAUAGUCGUCAUAAUAAAUAUAUAAUAUAAACCAAUGAACAAGAAAUAUUUAAAAAAUGAUGAAACAAAAAUAAAGGAAUGAUAAUUAUAUAAUUGGGUAACACGAGUGAAGUGAAUAAUUAGAUGAGGGAAUGAUGGGAGCUUUGAAUAGUGCCUGCUUUAAAGAUGAAAAAUAAUAUAUAUAAAGAGUUAAAUUUAAAUACGAGAAAUGGAAUAAAUAAAUUGAUAAUGAAGCGGUGAAAUGGGAUGAGUCAUCUUAAUACUGGCAUUUGUGGGGGGGAUUAGUUUUUAUUAUAAAUAAAUUUUAUUCAAUGCACACAAGUCAUUUCUGUGAGUAUAUCGUCCAUAUAAAAGUAUUUCUCCAGUCAUUUAGUUCUAAAUAUCCCUGAAAUUUCCAUAUUUCCCAUUAACUACCCCUGACUCAGCCCGUUUCACCCAAACCCUCCUAAAAUUACCUAUUAAAACUCAGUUAAACGUAUAAACUAAAUUGAAUUUACCUAGUUCACACAGUGGUAUCUAGAUAAGCCGAACCAGAUGAAUAAACUACAGCGAAAAAAAAAACUCAGUGUAAAAAAGAACAACAAUGUAAUUCAUGAAAAAAAAAGUUUCAUGCUGGUGUCUUUCAUUGUGUGAUGGGGAUGACUGUUGUUUUAUGGGAAAUAUAUUCAGAGAGUAAUAAAUUAUAACAGUUGAUCGUGAGAGAAUAAUUGUGAAUGUUAGACGAAUGGAAAACAACAGGAAAAAAAAACCAACCAAUAAUAGAAACUAUCGAGACUGCUUUCCUAUACCCUUGCUUUGCUUUUUGUAAGAUGUAAUUGAAAGAUAAAUUUAUCUAAAAUAAAAAAUAAAAAUAAA
This is a messenger RNA of Diachasmimorpha longicaudata, 5804 nucleotides long. RefSeq lists its product as uncharacterized. Gene Ontology annotation, cellular component: plasma membrane. NCBI's taxonomy places the organism in Eukaryota, Metazoa, Arthropoda, Insecta, Hymenoptera, Braconidae. The record is from RefSeq and is a predicted model, not a curated record. Bases 1169 to 2911 code for a protein of 580 amino acids. The transcript is spliced from 3 exons.